AUGGCCGCGAAUAUAUCAGCCAGUCACUCUGCGGCCAAUGGCAAGCCCAAUCAUUGGCACGGCGCAGGAGCAGCCGAAUUUGAUCUACGGAGCGACACCAUGACAAAGCCGACACUAUCCAUGCUCGAGGCAAUCACAAACACAACCUUGCUGGACGAUGUAUUUAAGGAGGAUCCGGUAACAAACUCGCUCGAGGAAUACGUUGCACAGCGCGCCGGCCAUCAGGCUGGAUUGCUCGUCAUGUCCGGUACCAUGGGCAACCAAGUCGCCAUUCGAACGCACCUGGUGCAGCCACCCUAUUCCAUCUUAUGUGACCAUCAAUCUCACAUCCUUCAAUAUGAAGCGGGUGGAGUCAGUGCCUGGACGGGUGCGACUGUUUACGGUAUUAUCCCGAAAAACGGCAUCUAUUUGACUCUCGAGGACAUUCAGAAGCAAGCUAUACUCGACGAUGAUAUUCAUUACUGCCCCACCAAGCUGAUUAGUCUGGAAAACACUCUGGAUGGGACGGUGCUGCCACUCGAUGAAGUGCGUCGGAUUGUUGAGUGGGCCCAUGCUAAAGGCAUCAAGGUCCAUCUUGACGGCGCAAGACUCUGGGAGGCGGUCGUCUCAGGCGCAGGUAGCUUGUCAGAUUACGCGAGUCUCUUUGAUAGUGUGAGUCUCUGCUUUUCCAAGGGCCUGGGUGCUCCCAUUGGGAGCAUUAUAGUUGGCUCAGAGGAGUUUAUCAAGCGGGCAAAUUGGUUCCGUAAAUCCAUUGGAGGUGGUGUCCGCCAAGCCGGUGUCAUCUCGGCUGCUGCACGUGUUGCCGUCGAGGAGACCUUUGGGCCCGGCCCCAAUGGCGAAGGUGGGAGACUCAAAGACACUCAUGCCAAAGCGAAGAAGGUAGCAGAUGCUUGGACGAGCCGCGGUGGGAAGCUGCAGAAGCCUGUCCAGACGAACAUGGUCUGGCUGGACCUCGAGGCGUCCGGACUGGGCCCGAACGACCUGGCGGCCAUCGGGAAUCAAAAGGGCCUGAAACUAUCCGGUGGGAGAAUCGUGAUCCACUAUCAGGUGUCUGAUGAGGCUAUCAGCCGCCUGGAAGAAGUCUUCGACAUUGCCUUCAGCGGUAAGUUUGAGCGAAGCGACAAUGUCACGAAACCUUAUGGAACAAAGUAG
Messenger RNA from Paecilomyces variotii, 1152 nucleotides. Its product is annotated as l-allo-threonine aldolase. The transcript has 3 exons. Gene Ontology annotation, biological process: glycine biosynthetic process; L-threonine catabolic process. Gene Ontology annotation, molecular function: L-allo-threonine aldolase activity. Gene Ontology annotation, cellular component: cytosol. NCBI's taxonomy places the organism in Eukaryota, Fungi, Ascomycota, Eurotiomycetes, Eurotiales, Thermoascaceae. Bases 1 to 1152 code for a protein of 383 amino acids. The record is from RefSeq and is a predicted model, not a curated record.